This is a messenger RNA of Phytophthora nicotianae INRA-310, 126 nucleotides long. RefSeq lists its product as hypothetical. The record is from RefSeq and is a predicted model, not a curated record. The transcript has a single exon. Lineage: Eukaryota; Oomycota; Peronosporomycetes; Peronosporales; Peronosporaceae. Bases 1 to 126 code for a protein of 41 amino acids.
AUGGUGGCCGUGACGCCCGCUGAGAAUCAAAGCGGUGGCAAGUCCGGUGCUGGAGCUGCCUCGAAUGCCAGACUCCCCAGACUUGGUCAACGGUUCCACGAUACCCACCUCGUUGUGCCCCGUUGA